GGCCCCCGCGGGAGGUCUCUGGGUCUCCGCUCGUUCCCCGGGUCCGGACCGCAGGUGCGCGCCUGCUCCCGGCCGCGGGCUGCCAUGGCCCCCAGCCACCUGUCGGUGCGGGAGAUGAGGGAGGACGAGAAGGCCCUGGUGCUGGAGAUGCUGAAGGCUGGUGUGAAGGACACGGAGAACCGAGUGGCCCUGCACGCCCUGACGCGGCCGCCCACCCUGCUGCUCCUGGCGGCGGCCAGCAGCGGCCUGCGCUUCGUCCUGGCCUCCUUCGCUCUGGCCCUCCUGCUGCCUGUGCUCCUGGCCGUGGUGGCCCUGAAGCUGGGCCUGCGGGCCCGGUGGGGCUCGCUGCCUCCGCCGGGCGGCCUCGGGGGGCCCUGGGUGGCAGUGCGCGGCUCAGGGGAUGUGUGCGGGGUCCUGGCCCUGGCUCCGGGCUCCCACACCGGGGACGGGGCCCGGGUCACCCGCCUCUCCGUCUCCCGCUGGCACCGCCGCCAAGGUGUGGGCAGGCGGCUGCUGGCCUUUGCAGAGUCCCGGGCACGUGCCUGGGCAGGGGGCGUGGGGGAGCCCCGGGCCCGCCUCGUGGUCCCCGUGGCUGUGGCGGCCUGGGGCGUGGCCGGGAUGCUGGAGGGCUGUGGCUACCAGGCAGCAGGGAGCUGGGGCUGCAUGGGCUACACACUGGUGAGGGAGUUCAGCAAGGACCUGUGACUCCAGCCUGACCACCCACUAUGUGCGUGACCACCUACUGUGCGCGGGCACUUCCACAUCCUCCCUGUGCGAAUCCCCAGCCCACCCAGGGCCCAGGAGCUCAGGCCUGCGGAGGCCCAUGUGUGGUGUGUGAACUGAGAGGGCGGCCUGCCCCGCCUCCUGCCUCCGUCUGCGCGGAGAACCCUCCCGCCUGUCUCUCACUGCAAGGUCUGCACCUCCCCAGCCCCCGGCCUGGGAGCGACUGACUCAGCUGGAGGAGAGGAAGCUGAACAAGUUUGACCCCCAAGAUUUAGGACUCGGAACAGGGGCCCCCCACCUAGGGCCGAGGCCCCUGCAAAUGGGGUGGGGUUUGAUGCCUGUGCUUGAAGGGGGGUGAGUCUGGAGUCAGGCGCUGAGCGGAGACUUGCCUUGCCGGGGAGCCGUCUCCUGGAGAGGCUGCGAGGAGGAGGCAGCGGACGCAGCGCAGCCCAGCGCCCGCACCCCCCCCCCCCCUGGGGAAGGUGGGAGCGAGGGCCGAAGCCCCAUCUGGUUUUUUACGCCGGUUGUUAAUAAA
This is a messenger RNA of Eptesicus fuscus (big brown bat), 1258 nucleotides long. It is a transcript of the gene NAT14, whose product is annotated as N-acetyltransferase 14 (putative). The coding region runs from base 85 to 705 and encodes 206 amino acids. Lineage: Eukaryota; Metazoa; Chordata; Mammalia; Chiroptera; Vespertilionidae. The record is from RefSeq and is a predicted model, not a curated record. The transcript is spliced from 3 exons. Gene Ontology annotation, molecular function: N-acetyltransferase activity.